Dinoponera quadriceps is the source of this 1173-nucleotide messenger RNA. RefSeq names its product pre-mRNA-splicing factor ISY1 homolog. Gene Ontology annotation, cellular component: post-spliceosomal complex; Prp19 complex; catalytic step 2 spliceosome. The record is from RefSeq and is a predicted model, not a curated record. The transcript has 5 exons. Bases 162 to 872 code for a protein of 236 amino acids. Gene Ontology annotation, biological process: mRNA 3'-splice site recognition; generation of catalytic spliceosome for second transesterification step. NCBI's taxonomy places the organism in Eukaryota, Metazoa, Arthropoda, Insecta, Hymenoptera, Formicidae.
GCAAAGGCCUUUAUCAAUAUGGGAAAUCAAAUGCAGUUCGUUGUUGAGCAGGAAAAGCAGCAGGUCCUUCGUGGUGUCGCUAGAUGCCGCUAGGUUGGUCUAGCGUGUUGACAAGAAUGACAUUGUAACACAUAACCUAGAAAUACAAACACGCUCGUAAAAUGGCACGAAAUGCGGAAAAGGCUAUGACAACGCUGGCUCGUUGGAGAGCGGCGCAAAGUAACGAAGGGGCGAGGAAAGAGCAGGAACGGAGGCCGUACUUAGCUUCAGAAUGUAGAGAUUUGCGCAAGGCAGAGAAGUGGAGAAUGCAAAUAAUCAGAGAGAUUGCCAAGAAAGUUGCUCAAAUUCAAAAUGCCGGGCUCGGGGAGUUCCGUAUUCGUGACUUGAACGAUGAGAUCAACAAAUUGCUCAGAGAAAAGCGACAUUGGGAGGCGCAGAUAAAGGAACUCGGUGGGCCUGAUUAUUCUAGAGUCGGUCCUCGUAUGUUGGACCAUGAAGGACGCGAGGUGCCUGGCAAUAGAGGUUACAAGUAUUUCGGAGCUGCCAAAGAGCUACCUGGCGUCAGAGAAUUAUUCGAGCAGGAACCACCGCCACCCCCUCGGAAAACUCGCGCGGAACUGAUGAAGGACAUCGACGCGGACUAUUACGGUUACAUGGACGAUGACGAUGGUAUCUUGAUACCGCUGGAGCAAAGAGCCGAGCAAGAAGCGAGGGAAAAGUGCAUCAACGAGUGGAUAUCUCGCGAAAAGGAGCCGGAAUCCACGGACGUCGAGACCACGGCGCAGAAGUCGAUACCCACGCAGCAGGAUAUCCAGGAGGCUCUGUUAGCUAGGAAGAAAAAGGAACUACUGGACAAGUACGGUCUGGACUGAGGCCUGCGCGACUGUGCUUAGGCACAAUAGUAACUAUUUUUUUAACAUAGCUAUACAAUUAAACGAUAAUAAAUGUAUAUUCGUAAAUUUAUUGGUUUAAUUAUAUAUAUUUAGAAUACAUUUUUAUAAAACGCGAUGGAUAUAAUAAUUAUUGUUAAUUUAUAAGUACGUAAUAACAUUGAUUAAGGUAAUUAGUUUGUGCAGUAGACAUUCAAACUUGAAUUGAUGCUUAUCGAGAGAAAAAACGGGUGCUGUAGAUAAAAUAUAGAUCGAAAUCCAACGGUAGUCUGUUUAUAAUCUU